UGGUGUAGACGCUUUUCUAAUCAAAACAGGCCGAAAAAAUGUUAAAUAUACAUAUUCCAGCGCGAAUAAAUUAAGAAAAACCACGCAAACGACUGCGCUAAGAACUCGGGGAAAAAAUCAGUUACCAAAUAAAUUGUAUUCUCAUUGCCCAGUGCAUUGUUCACAUACCGAUGUAGGUAUUAUAUUUAAGUAAAUUCGACCGUUAGUCAAAUAGCGUGUACGUUCGAUUUUCCAUAAUUCUUGAAAACAGACAAAUUUUCGAAAGUGAUUGUUAUGAAUGUCGCGUAAACAUUUUAACAUUGAGAUAACUUUAAUUUACUUUCUAUUGCUUAUGCCAUGGCCCCAUACACACAUCACGAAGCUUUUUUGCUCCAAAGAUAACAGCCGUUUGGUACGAAAAAUUGUACGCUCAAAGUGGACUCCAAUACUGGAUAAAUACUCGGCGAAGUUACCUUUAGAAUGCCCGCUACAUCCUCUACGCGAUGUAUUUUCUCCGUGUCAAGAUGCCAAAAAACGUGAUCGACCAACCCAAUGGACCUGCCGUUUGUGUGGUAAAAGUUUCUAUCAAGAGAGGUUUUUGGAUUUGCACUUUGAGACUCGCCACAAGAGUGUUAUAAAUGAGGCCGAAGACGCUGUGUGCUUGGCGGACUUUUGCGACAUAAUGCGCUGUGAGGUGUUUCAGAGUGAGGAAUCAGCGAGUUUGACGGCCAGUGACCAGCAUGUUGUGACAGACAUUGAAGUUUGGGGCGAUUCCUUGGGUCAGAACGCGGCGUUGGCGAAAGCAAACUCGCCAUACUUGAGUUUAAUACCACUUGGGACUUCCUCGAUAGGGGGCAGACGCGCCUCAAGAGCACGUCAAUUAUGUCAGGACAAAAUUGGUCAGAAUAAAUUUAAGGAUACUGUCGAGAAUGUAAUAAUUGCUGAAAAGCGCAAGCAGACAACCAAGACCACCAUUGCCAAUGAACCCUUGAAAAAUAUAAAAAAGGGACAUGCUGACGGUAAACAUUCAACAGGGACUCCAACAAACACGGAUCACAACAAAAACGCUGCCAAUACACAAACACCACCUCAUACCCAUAACUCCAAAGCCAAAAAGAAAAACGCCAAUGAUAGAAGUAGCCAGGACAACGAUGAGGAUACUUUAAACGCGACUGGCCACAUCAUCAGAAUCAAUUAUGACAACGGUAACGCACAGAAGAACCGAUCGAGUUGUAAGGCUGAGGAACUUAGUAAACUGAGGGCGCAAUGCGAGGUUUUACUAAGAAGUUGCAUCUCCGGCCUUCUUCUCACAAUGACGGAUCAGUCGUUUAAGGAAAUGGAAGAGGCAAUGAACAAAGCGGUUUGCUGGUAUUUGUCAUGCGACCGCUAUUGGGAGGAUGGUCCGCUCGAGAAAUCCACUUUUCCAUGGGGUCUGGCACUUAUACUUAUUCUCGUGCUGUCUACAGGCGUGUGCUUUUGCUACUAUAUCAUUUGGAUAUUAUUUAAUUCCGAGGAGACGACAAUCAAUACCAAUCAACACGAUUAUAUGUACCAUCGGUAUCAACAAUCGGUGCAAAUGCCGCACCAACAGCAACAGCAUCCGAAUAUUACAGGUACCAGUAUGCACAGCGGUAUGCGCCAGAACAUGUCCCAGCCAUACUACUACCAACAACAGCCAGUGCACGAGUUAUACCCCGAACAACUUCAAUACGAUUAUCGCCACAGCCCAAGACGGUACAUGACCGAAUCGCAUACGCCGAGCACGUCUACGGCCGCGGAUAUGGCCGGUACACCACGACAUCGACACGCACCGACGCAGAGUCACGUUUACCAACAGGACAUUUUAGACCGACGCGACUAUACAAGUAGGCCCAUUGCUACCACAGCGGUCACAAGUGUUGGCGGUAAGUCGAUGGGCAGUGCGAUGAGUGGUGCACCAAAGUCCGCGAGUACUGCAGGUUUGGGCUCGAGCGGCGUCACAAUGUUGGACGGCGAGUCGGGUAUGGCUUUAGCUGCGGGUGGUGGUGGACGUCAUUACAAUACCCAUCCACGGCAGUUAUCCUCCCAUCAUCGCAAUAGUGGAGCAUCUCAGCACUCGCUACGCGCUUCAUCAUCAAUCCAUGAAUUUAUGCAAAAUGACAUUGGCCAAAAUGAGCACUACAUCUACGUUACGUAUCCGCCGGAUCUAAAGAAACGUUAUUUUGAUAAAUACGAAUAAAAACGAGUAUGGAGCUAGUUGAUGGAGCACUCCGCUGUAGUAUGUCGGAUGUAUAUAUGUACUUAUGACCCUGGAGAUGCUUCAUGGGAAUGUAUAUGUCAAAGACUGCAUUAUGGGUGUAGAAAAAAUAGCUGAUUUUUUAGUGCAAUAAAAUACCACAUAAUUACACAUUUUAACUAACAAAAAAUAAUUAUAGUAAUUUCAUAAACAAAAAGUGUAAUCGCCAAAGCAUCGAAAUAUCAGUGCUCGAACCUCGUACAGAGCUUCAUAUAUGUAUGUACAUGAUUUUCACGGCGUCGAAGUACCAUUAUUCAUUAAUAAAGUAUAAAUAUUUCUCAAACAAACAGGAAGCAUUGCUUAACCCUUCGCGUUACAGGUUCAGCUAUUAAUUUUUGCUUUAAACUUGGACUUUGUUUAGCAAACUCAGACUACGUAUACGUUGUAGAAACUAUCACAUAUCUGACUCUUUUCUCUUCAUCAUGCGCUAUCGAGUUCGAUAAUUAGGCAAAGUUUCUAUACUUUACAGCUUAAUGCCUACAUCAUUGAAGGUUUCGAACAUUCAUAAAAGUAGUACAACCUUUGCCAUUUUCGACAGUAAAUUUGUUCGUAAAACUUUUACUAAAUAAACAACAGCGAUAGAUUUUCUAACAAGUCGUCAACC
Ceratitis capitata (Mediterranean fruit fly) is the source of this 2858-nucleotide messenger RNA. RefSeq lists its product as uncharacterized. The record is from RefSeq and is a predicted model, not a curated record. NCBI's taxonomy places the organism in Eukaryota, Metazoa, Arthropoda, Insecta, Diptera, Tephritidae. The transcript has 8 exons. The coding region runs from base 278 to 2197 and encodes 639 amino acids.